This is a messenger RNA of Trematomus bernacchii (emerald rockcod), 3242 nucleotides long. RefSeq names its product NLR family CARD domain-containing protein 3-like. The transcript is spliced from 11 exons. Gene Ontology annotation, molecular function: protein binding. The record is from RefSeq and is a predicted model, not a curated record. The annotation marks the transcript as partial. NCBI's taxonomy places the organism in Eukaryota, Metazoa, Chordata, Actinopteri, Perciformes, Nototheniidae.
GUUAAGUUUCACUUCGGGCUCGUCGGUCGUGUCGCACUUUCUUCUUCUUCUUCUUCUUCCUCUUCUCUCUAAAGGUGUAACCUGGACCUGGACCUGAGUCCCGCUGUGUUUCCUCAAAGAGUGACCGCUCAAUGGAGCCUCAAUCUGCUGAUGGGGGGGUCCAGCAGCAGAGACCAGACUCUCCCAGCUGUCUGUCUUUCAAGAGCGACCAGUCGAUGGACGACAUCAUAAACUUCAAAGGACGACCUCCAUCUGCUGAUCAGAAGGUCCAGCAGCAGAGACCAGACUCUCCCAGCUGUCUGUCCCUAAAGAGCGACUCCUCGAAGGAAGACUUCAUAAACUUUAAAGGACGACCUCCAUCUGCUGAUCAGAAAGGGGACCAGGAGAGCUCGGAGGUUCCCGGUGGUCAGUCUGCCCAGCAGCAUCAGACACAGCUGGACUCCAUAUUUACGCUGCUGGAGGAACACAUCGUCACCUUUGUGAAGAGCGAGCUGAAGAAGUUCCAGAAGGCUCUGAGUUCAGAUUACCCAGAAUACUUAGAGAGUCAGAGUGAGGAUGAGGAGGUGUUGGAGGCUGAGGAUGAAGAGCAGAGGAGGAGCAGCAGAGAGGAAUUUCUGAACAUCACACUGCACUUCCUGAGGAGCAUGAAGCAGGAGGAGCUGGCUGACCGUCUGCAGAGCAGAACUCCUGCUGAAGUUUGUCAGCGUAAACUUAAGUCCACCCUGAAGGAGAGGUUCCAGUGUGUGUUUGAGGGCAUUGCUAAAGCAGGAAACCCAACCCUUCUGAACCAGAUCUACACAGAGCUCUACAUCAUAGAGGGGGGGUCUGCAGAGGUCAAUGAUCAACAUGAGGUCAGACAGCUUGAAACAGCCUCCAGGAAAUCAGACAGACCAGAAACAACCAUCAGACAAGAAGACCUCUUUAAAGCCUCACCUGGAAGAGAUGCACCAAUCAGAGCAGUGAUGACAAAGGGCGUGGCUGGCAUUGGGAAAACAGUCUUAACACAGAAGUUCACUCUGGACUGGGCUGAAGGCAAAGCCAACCAGGACAUCCAGUUCAUAUUUCCAUUCACCUUCAGAGAGCUGAAUGUGGUGAGAGAGAACAAGUUCAGCUUGGUGGAACUUGUUCAUCACUUCUUCUCUGAAACCAGAGACGCAGGAAUCUGCAGGUUUGAUCAGUUCCCGGUUGUGUUCAUCUUUGACGGUCUGGAUGAGUGUCGACUUCCUCUGGACUUCCACAACACUGAGAUCCUGACUGAUGUCACAGAGUCCACCUCAGUGGAUGUGCUGCUGACAAACCUCAUCAGGGGGAAGCUGCUUCCCUCUGCUCGCCUCUGGAUAACCACACGACCUGCAGCAGCCAAUCAGAUCCCUCCUGAGUGUGUGGACAUGGUGACAGAGGUCCGAGGGUUCACUGACCCACAGAAGGAGGAGUACUUCAGGAAGAGAUUCAGAGAUCAGGAGCAGGCUGGCACCAUCAUCUCCCACAUCAAGACCUCACGAAGCCUCCACAUCAUGUGCCACAUCCCAGUCUUCUGCUGGAUCUCUGCUACAGUUCUGGAGGAGGUGUUGAAAACCAGAGAGGGAGGAGAGCUGCCCAAGACCCUGACUGAGAUGUACAUCCACUUCCUGGUGGUUCAGUCCAAAGUGAAGAACGUCAAGUAUGAUGGAGGAGCUGAGACAGAUCCACACUGGAGUCCAGAGAGCAGGAAGAUGAUGGAGUCUCUGGGGAAACUGGCUUUUGAGCAGCUGCUGAAAGGCAACCUGAUCUUCUAUGAGUCCGACCUGACAGAGUGUGGCAUCGAUAUCAGAGCAUCCUCAGUGUACUCAGGAGUGUUCACACAGGUCUUUAGAGAGGAGAGAGGACUGUACCAGGACAAGGUGUUCUGCUUCAUCCAUCUGAGCGUUCAGGAGUUUCUGGCUGCUCUUCAUGUCCACCUGACCUUCAUUAACUCUGGAGUCAACCUGCUGGCAGAAGAACCAACAACCUCCCAGAAGUCUGAAGUCAAACCUGAACUAACACAUCUCUACCAGAGUGCUGUGGACCAGGCCUUACAGAGUCCAAACGGACACCUGGACUUGUUCCUGCGCUUCCUCCUGGGUCUUUCACUGCAGAGCAAUCAGAAACUCCUACGAGGCCUGCUGACACAGACAGGAAGUAGCUCAGGGACCAACCAGGAAACAGUCCAGUACAUCAAGAAGAAGAUAGAUGAGGAUCUGUCUGCAGAGAGAAGCAUCAACCUGUUCCACUGUCUGAAUGAACUGAAUGAUCGUUCUCUAGUGGAGCAGAUCCAACAGUCCCUGAGUUCAGGAAGUCUCUCCACAGAUAAUCUGUCUCCUGCUCUGUGGUCAGCUCUGGUCUUCAUCUUACUGUCAUCAGGAGAAGAUCUGGACGUGUUUGACCUGCAUAAAUACUUUGCUUCAGAGGAGGCUCUUCUGAGGCUGCUGCCAGUGGUCAAAGCCUCCAACAAAGCUCUGCUGAGUGGCUGUAACCUGUCAGAGAGAAGCUGUGAAGCUCUGUCCUCAGUCCUCAGCUCCCAGUCCGCUAGUCUGAUAGAGCUGGACCUGAGUAACAACGACCUGCAGGAUUCAGGAGUGAAGCUGCUGUCUGCUGGACUGGAGAGUCCACACUGUGAACUGAAGACUCUCAGGCUGUCAGGCUGUCUGAUCACAGAGGAAGGCGGUGAUGCUCUGGCCUCAGCUUUAAACCGCUCCCAUCUGAGAGAGCUGGACCUGAGCUACAAUCAUCCAGGAGACUCAGGGGGGAGGCUGCUGUCUGCUGGACUGGACACACUCAGCCUGGAGCCUGCUGCAGUCCGGUUCUUGAGGCCAGGUCUCAGGAAGUAUUCCUGUGGACUCACACUGGACUCAAACACAGCACACAGAAUCCUCAUACUGUCUGACAACAACGGGAAGGUGACAUGGGCGAGAGAGGAGCAGAACUAUCCUGAUCAUCCAGAGAGGUUUGAUGACUGGCCUCAGCUGAUGUGUAGAGAAGCUCUGACUGGUCGCUGUUACUGGGAGGUCUGGUGGAGAGGAGAUGUUACUAUAUCAGUGACUUACAGAGGAAUCAGGAGGAAAGGAGACAGUAAAGAAUGUGUGCUUGGAGGGAAUGAUCAGUCCUGGAGUCUGGACUGCUCUGGUGAUAGUCACUCUGUCUGGCACAAUAACAGAGAGACACACAUCUCCUCCUCCUCCUCCUCCUCCUCCUCCUCCUUCUCCCCCUUCUUCGUCUCCUCCCUC